This is a messenger RNA of Parnassius mnemosyne (clouded apollo), 1206 nucleotides long. Lineage: Eukaryota; Metazoa; Arthropoda; Insecta; Lepidoptera; Papilionidae. The record is from the annotation of a GenBank genome assembly.
AUGCCUGAUUCCUAUACGUGCAUCACUUGUCAGGUUUUGUUCAAAACAGCUGAGUUACAACGAGAACAUUAUAAAUUGGAUUGGCAUAGAUACAAUUUAAAAAGAAAAGUAGCUUCUAUUCCUCCAGUUACAUUAGAAGAAUUUGAACAAAGAGCUAAGGAACACCGUGAGUCUGCUGAAGCAAUCAAAGAUGAAUCAGCCUAUUGCAAGUGUUGUUCAAAACUCUUUAACACAAAGAAUGCUUACAGCAAUCACUUAAAUAGUAAGAAGCAUAAACAAGCGGAGGAUAAAUGUAUUGGAAGUGACAAAAAGGAAGAUCACAGUAAUCAUUCUGAUACAGACAGUUUUGUAAAAAUAGACAAUGUUGAAAAUCAAAAUACAUUGCAGAGUGGACCUGAAAAAUUUGUUGUUCUUAAUCCCGAUGGUUUAGAUGAUGAAGAUAUUGAAACAGAUUCAGAAAUUGAAGAGCUUGAUUCAGAUGAAUGGGAUGAGUGUCGCAUAAAGGAUAGCGAUUCACUUAUUAAACCUAGAGACUGUUUGUUUUGUACUCACCAUAGUAAAAAUAUGGUAAAAAACCUUAAGCAUAUGUCUGAAGCUCAUUCUUUCUUUAUUCCUGAUGUAGAAUAUUGUGUCAAUGUUAAAGGACUUCUAUUGUAUUUGGGAGAAAAGAUUUCACAAGGAUAUAUGUGUCUCUGGUGCAAUGAGGCUGGAAGAACAUUUUAUUCUAUGGAAGCUGCUCGGGCUCACAUGAUUGAUAAGGGACAUUGUAAAAUGUUACAUGAAGGUCUUGCUUUAGCAGAAUAUGCAGAUUUUUAUGACUAUAGCACCUCAUAUCCAGAUCACAAAGAGGGAGAUGAAGAUAUGGAUGUGGAUGAUGAAGUAGAAGAACCAGCAACUUUGGAAGGAGAUGAUUAUCAAUUGGUUUUGCCUUCUGGUGUUGUUGUUGGCCACAGAUCUCUUAUGAGAUACUAUAAACAGAAUUUGACACAAAGCAGCCAGGCCUUGGUUAAAAAAUCUGACCGAAAGCUACAUCGGCUUUUAGGUGUGUACAAAGCAUUGGGUUGGGCGCCAAAGGAGCAAGCACUUGCAGCUAAGAAAGCGCGUGACAUUCAUUUCAUGAAAAGAGUACAGGCGAAAUGGCAGAUGAAGUUAUCUUUGAAAGCAAAUAAAUUCCAAAAGCAUUACCGACCUCAAGUUAACUUCUAG